Molecule: messenger RNA, 1639 nt
Organism: Rhinolophus ferrumequinum (greater horseshoe bat)
Lineage: Eukaryota; Metazoa; Chordata; Mammalia; Chiroptera; Rhinolophidae
Gene: GTF2H5
Product: general transcription factor IIH subunit 5
Exons: 3
Coding region: 157-372 (71 amino acids)
Biological process (GO): nucleotide-excision repair, preincision complex assembly; transcription initiation at RNA polymerase II promoter; nucleotide-excision repair
Cellular component (GO): transcription factor TFIIH core complex; transcription factor TFIIH holo complex
Source: RefSeq, a predicted model, not a curated record
GCGACGCUGAGGAGCUGCUUGGUCCUUUCGUGGAGGUACGUAGAGUCGGCUCUGCCAGCGAGAGGUGAAAGUGGGGUGCAUGGAAGAGAGGGGUCCCGAAAAAGAGAGGAGAGGGAGCAUUUUUAAGGUCAUCUCCAUCUUCUGACUGAAGAAAAGAUGGUCAACGUUUUGAAAGGAGUGCUUAUAGAAUGUGACCCUGCCAUGAAGCAGUUUCUGCUGUACUUGGAUGAGUCAAAUGCCCUAGGGAAGAAGUUCAUCAUUCAAGACAUUGAUGACACUCACGUCUUCGUCAUAGCAGAGUUGGUUAAUGUCCUGCAGGAGCGUGUGGGUGAAUUAAUGGACCAAAACGCUUUUUCUCUUACCCAGAAGUGAAAAUACUAGGUAUUGACCACUUAGGAAUUAAAAGUAACGAAUAUGAGAGACUGUUACCCAUUCAGUAUCUUAUGUGACUUGGCUAGACCUGGAGAAUUGUUUAAAGCAUGUAGCGGGAAAGACUGUGGUGUCAUUUGUUCAGAAAAAAGCCCCAAACUGAUUUUCUUGUUCUGUUUUAUUCAGUAUAUGUAUCCUAGAACUUAAAACAAAACGAAACAAAACAAAAAACACGUUAACAGCUGGCUACAAUUUGGCUUUUAUUGUCAUUUAUUAAAAUGUACAUAGUUUUCCUACUUUUUAAUGCUGAUUUACAAAUAUAAUGGAAUAUGCUUUUUAAUUAUCAGUCUAACCCAGAUAUUUGUUUUGUGAAGUAUAACAUACAGAAAGUGCACAAGACAUAAAUGUACAAAUUUCUGAAUUUCCACAAACUGAACACACUUGUAUAAUCAGUACACAGAUGAGGAAAAUCACCACCAUCCCAGAAGCCUUUUCAUAGAAACACCUUUAGUGUCACAUCAAGAGUAAACACUGCUGACAUUGAAGGGCAUCGGUUACUUUUGCUUGUUUUUUAACUUUCUGUCCGUGGAGUCAGGCAGCGUGUACUCUUGUGUCUGGCAUCUGUCACUCAGCAUUAGAUUUGUGAGAUUCUCCAUGCUGUUGCAUGAUGUACAGUUGACCCUUGAACAACACAGGUUUGAACUGUGCAAGUCCACUUAUACAUGGAUUUUUUUCAAUAAAUACUAUAAAUGUAUUUUCUCUUCCAUAUGAUUUUCUUAAUUCUUGUCUCUAGCUUAUUUAAGAAUAUAUAACAGAUAUAAAAUACAAAAUAUGUGUUAGCUAACUAUGUUACUGGUAAGGCUUCCAGCCAACAGUAGGCUAUUAGUAAAGUUUUUGGAGAGUCACAAGUUAUAUGUGGAUUUUCAACUACACAGGGGUUGGCACCUCUAACUACCACUGCCACCCACAUUGUUCAAGGUUCAACUGUAGUUUUUUCAUUUUCAUUGCUGUACGAUAGCUAUUCUGUUACUUGCCUCAACCACACUAGAGAUACUUUGGUUAAUAAAUGAAUUCAGUCCUAAAAAUUUAAUAACUAUACAUUCAUUAAACCUCAAUUUGAACUUGAUAAACACGUCAAAUGGUUUUACCACUCUUUGAGGUCACACUAAUUUUUCUCCAGUGGCAGAAUAUAUACCACAUUAUUGUAUUUGUUUGAGAAAAGAAAUGCAAGUAAAGAAUCUAAUUGCAAAAUAUACUGGCAUUAGUUACA